CCCUAUUGAUUCAAAUUAAAGGUGGAGGAGAUGCUAAGAAGGGAAAAGUUCUGCAACGGACAGCGGUUUUUCUUGGAGGGACACAGAAAUGGAUCUAAAACGCGGCGUGGAUCAGCACGCGCAAAGCAUUAUGCUUCAGACCGAGCCUAGUGAAAGGAAGUCUUUGAUUUCCCCGCAAAAUGAACCCAAUGAAGGUGGGACAAGUUCCAUGCCGACAGCCUCCUUUAAUUUAAUCAAUUCCAUAAUCGGAUCUGGUAUAAUAGGUCUCCCUUACUCAAUGAACCAAGCAGGCUUUCCUCUUGGGAUGCUGCUGAUGAUCAUAGUUGCCUUUAUUACAGACUACUCAAUCAUUCUUCUUAUUAAAGGAGGACAACUCUCAGGUACCAGGAGCUAUCAAGCAUUAGUACAAAGCACUUUUGGCCUUCCUGGAUACUUCAUUCUUUCUGUACUGCAGUUUGUAUACCCCUUUAUCGCUAUGGUCAGCUACAACAUAAUUACAGGUGACACACUUACCAAAGUCUUUCAAAGAAUACCUGGAGUUGGUCCAGACCACAUACUUGCAGAGCGACACUUUGUCAUCCUAGUGACCACCAUUGUUUUCACUCUUCCUCUGUCUCUAUAUCGGGACAUAUCCAAGCUGGGAAAGGUAUCCCUGCUGUCCAUGGUGUUCACCCUUGUCAUUCUCGUCACGGUCAUCGUUAGAGCAGCCACACUUGGAUCACAGAUACCUCCUACAGAGAAUGCCUGGUCCUUCGCCCACUGGAAUGCGAUUCAGGCUAUUGGUGUCAUGUCUUUUGCCUUCAUCUGUCACCACAACAGCUUCAUCAUCUUCGGCUCGCUGCAGGACCCCACCCUCAGGAACUGGGCACGCGUCACGCACAUAUCGGUCAGCUCUGCGGUGCUGGUGUGUCUGCUGUUUGCUGCUGCGGGCUAUACCACCUUCACAGGGUAUACGCAAGGAGAUAUAUUUGAAAACUACUGCAGGAACGACGACCUGGCUACAUUUGGGCGCUUCUGCUAUGGGAUCAGCAUAAUCACCACUUUUCCACUGGAAUGCUUUGUGACACGGGAGGUGACGUCAAAUGUAUUUUUCAAUGGAACACUCAGCAGCGCCACCCACUUUGCUGUAACUGUGGUGAUAAUAGCCGUGGCCACGGCAAUCUCCCUUACCUACGACUGUCUCGGCACUGUGCUGGAAUUAAAUGGCGCCGUCACUGCUACGCCCCUGAUCUUCAUCAUCCCGUCCGCAUGCCACCUCAGGCUGUCGGCCGGACGCUGGUUCGAGGGGGACAACCUGGCGUCCUGCAUCAUCCUCCUGUCAGGCGUGUUCGUGAUGAUCGUGGGCGUGACCAUGACCACCCUGUACCCCCAAGACUGCACCCACGGGGCAGAGAUGUUCUACUGCUCAUCCUCCAACGUCUCUGUGAUCCACACAACCCCCUCCACCAAUCUGGAGCCAUCCCAGACUAUGUCCCUAGAUGCUUCUCUUUUUACCUAAUUUUUUAAUUUUUAUUUCACCUUUUAUGUUGUA
Molecule: messenger RNA, 1531 nt
Organism: Conger conger (European conger)
Lineage: Eukaryota; Metazoa; Chordata; Actinopteri; Anguilliformes; Congridae
Gene: slc38a11
Product: solute carrier family 38 member 11
Exons: 12
Coding region: 89-1498 (469 amino acids)
Biological process (GO): amino acid transmembrane transport
Molecular function (GO): amino acid transmembrane transporter activity
Source: RefSeq, a predicted model, not a curated record